Messenger RNA from Cynoglossus semilaevis (tongue sole), 1901 nucleotides. Its product is annotated as macrophage mannose receptor 1-like. Lineage: Eukaryota; Metazoa; Chordata; Actinopteri; Pleuronectiformes; Cynoglossidae. The record is from RefSeq and is a predicted model, not a curated record. The transcript is spliced from 2 exons. The coding region runs from base 1226 to 1861 and encodes 211 amino acids.
UGUUUACAUUUAUGUAUACUAAUAUAACUGAAAGACUUUUUAAAUUUUCUUUUAAAAAUAUUUACAAUAAGAUCUCUAUGAAUGCACUGCUAAAUCAUAAUGUAACAAAGUCUAAGGCAGCUGUCCCCAAGCACAGGACUUUGGACUGACACAAGAGAUAAAGCGAAUAGCAUAUUAUUUCAAUUUAAUUAGUUAUUGGUAAAAAUGAUUUAUUUUCAUAAAUGACCAAAUUCUCCAGGUUUCAAAAUCCCCUUGAUACGUGUCAAGUGUUUGGAAAGCUUCUUCAAACAGCAGAAAAGUGACAGAGGAUGAGCUUUUGGCAUUCAAAAUUAACUGUAUUUUGAUGACCAAUCUGUGGGGUCAUACUAUGGUCCAUCUAUGUUCCUGGAUCCAACUUCCAAAUGUCAGAGGACAAUGACUCUAACCCUGCCCACAAGAAGUUUAGAUCCUAAAAAAGGUGGGGUGGGAGUGGCCAGGCAAAUUUAUGCAUAUGUUAUGUAUAAAAAGUGAGUGACAGUUCCUUACUGAACACUGACCUCACACAGAUUCUGCAAAUAGAGCUUGGACUUGGUUAUUAACGAGAAAAGGUCACAUCCAGUCAUGGGGAAAAAGACCAUAUCCAAGUUGGAAUUCUCCUUCCUGAUUAUCGCUGCUCUUUGCUUUGAGGUUCUUCUCAUUGAGAGAACUUUCCAUGUCCCACCCGUAAAGAAGACAUGGACAGAGGCGAGACUUUUCUGUCAGAAGUACCACACUGACCUCAUAACCAGGAAAGUUAUGCCUGACUCAAGUUUAGCUGAAAGCCUGGGGUCAGUUCAUAAUGAUUCAGUGUGGAUUGGUCUGCACCGAGACCCUAUGAAUGACUCGGUCUGGAAAUGGAUAAAUGUAAUGUAAGUAUUCUGUUUGAAAACAUUAUUGUGCUGACAUUGAGAUGUGUGUGGAUGAAGCAAAAUAAAGUUGCUUUAUUAUCAGUUCUGUCUGUUUCAGAGCAGGAGAAGGUUUAGCAGGACCUGAUGUUUCAUCUAGCCUCAUCUGGGGAGACAAUGAACAGAGCAGUCACUGUGCUCUUGUAGGAGAGGAUCAACUGUGGCACAGUGAGCUGUGCUCAAAAAAAUAUAAAGUCCACUGCUCAGACAAGAACCAAACUUUCAGUUCACCCAGUAAGAAGACGUGGCACGAGGGCUUAAGUUACUGUCUGUCAGAGAAAGUUAACAUCUCUGUUGUAUCCAUGGCAAACUCAAACGAUUUCAGAAGCCCUGGCUGGAUUGGACUUCACCGUCAGGCAGAACGCAAAUGGGUCUGGGUGGGAAAUUCAUCAUCUUUGUACACAAACUGGGCAGCAGGUGAGCCCAUCACCAAAGACUGUGGCUCAUUAAAAAGUUCCAAUGGACGUUUAUACAGCUAUGAAUGCUCCACAGAGCUUAGUUUUGUCUGCUAUGAUGAUAACGUGGUGGUGGUGAAUGAGAACAAGACAUGGGAGCAGGCUCUCAGGCACUGCGGGAACAUCACACCUCAAUGUUUUAACUCAAAUUGCACGAGUGGCUAUACAAUUCUGACCCUGGGAGGUUUGCAGGACUAUGACUAUGUCAGAGACCUGCUCAACAAAGCUACAACGGAUGAGGUAAGAGGAUGUGUAAAUAUCUUUGUCUCCAGCCCAGUCUGGAUUGGCCUCAAGUUCCUGGGAGGACAUUGGUUGUGGAUGAAUGGACAGAAUCCAGACGACCAGGGAAAGCUGCCAAGUUGUCCACCCCAGACAGCCCACUGUGGGACCCUGUCCAAAAAUGACACCAACAACUGGACCAUUAGAGACUGCACUGAGAAAAGAAACUUUGUGUGCCACAGACAUACAUUUUAUUUUAGGUGACUUGACAGUAAGAUAGGAUUGUCAAGUAGAUGCUAAAUCA